Molecule: messenger RNA, 2398 nt
Organism: Megalops cyprinoides (Indo-Pacific tarpon)
Lineage: Eukaryota; Metazoa; Chordata; Actinopteri; Elopiformes; Megalopidae
Product: ADP-ribosylation factor 1-like
Exons: 5
Coding region: 103-648 (181 amino acids)
Biological process (GO): intracellular protein transport; vesicle-mediated transport
Cellular component (GO): plasma membrane; cytoplasm
Molecular function (GO): GTP binding; GTPase activity
Source: RefSeq, a predicted model, not a curated record
ACGCGGCUCUCUUCUGGUUUGCGAAGGACGCCAUUUUGUUGUUAGCGGUGAAGCGGAGCGCGAGAGAAAGAUCCAGAAGCCGCGACUCUGAGAUAUAUCAAGAUGGGGAAUGUUUUUGCAAACCUCUUCAAGGGCCUGUUUGGGAAGAAGGAAAUGAGGAUCCUCAUGGUGGGGCUGGAUGCAGCGGGGAAAACCACCAUCCUGUACAAACUCAAACUGGGAGAGAUUGUCACCACCAUUCCCACAAUUGGUUUUAAUGUAGAAACGGUAGAAUACAAGAACAUCAGUUUCACAGUGUGGGAUGUCGGUGGUCAGGACAAGAUCCGGCCUCUGUGGCGCCACUAUUUCCAGAACACACAAGGACUGAUCUUUGUGGUGGACAGUAAUGACAGGGAGCGUGUGAACGAAGCGCGGGAAGAGCUGACGAGAAUGCUGGCAGAAGACGAGCUGCGGGACGCUGUCCUACUCGUCUUUGCAAAUAAGCAGGAUCUGCCCAAUGCCAUGAAUGCAGCAGAGAUUACAGACAAGCUGGGCCUACAUGCCCUUCGCCAGCGCAACUGGUACAUCCAGGCCACCUGUGCCACCAGUGGGGACGGCCUCUAUGAGGGCCUGGACUGGCUCUCCAACCAGCUGAAGAACCAGAAAUGAUCCAUUCCAUAGCCGGUGUGACAGGUGCAGCACUGGUCCUGGCCCUGACUACCUAUACCCCACCACCACUCUGUCUCUCUCCAGCCUCUUCCUCCUCAGGGCUCUGGCCGGUGCUGCCCUGCACAUGUGCGUGUCAGUGUGGGUGUGUGUGUGCGUGCGUUUGUGUGUGAGAGUGUGUCUGUGUGUCUGCCAGUGGGAGCAGUACUGGUGUGCCUUUACACACCUCCUGUGGAAACAGCAGUCCAGCUCUCUGAGCGCCUCUUCCUCUUGGUCCUCCUUUAGAACAGCAUUCGGCACGCCUCUCCCCGGUGUUGCAACAAACAUGGUUUUCACAAGGCAAAGAAAGAACCAGGAUGCAAAGUACUGUCAUCUUUUAAUAUAUAUAAAAAAACCUGAUUUACACCACCAGUGUUAGUGUUGGAGAAACAUGCAUGUUUAAUUGUUGGUUUGAAACUCUGCCCUACCCUCACAUCGUAACCUGUAUCAGGUUGGAAGAGACAUAAGAAAAGGCUUCCAUCCUAGAUUCUUCUUUGCAUCAUUUGAAAAUCAUGCUGUUUUCUCCUCCAUGACUAAAAAACCAACAACCUACAACUGUGGCUCUUAUGAACACUACCUGUUUUUUUUUUUUUUUUUUUUUUGCUUUUUGUUGAGAGAUCAUGAAGCACAAGUCAACACAUGAGUAAUAUUUUUAUUUCCAACUGUCCAGUUUGCUUUGAAUUAAAAACUCCAUUAUGUUAAGUGUUGUCAUCUUGUACAGCUUAGUGUUUUUUUCUUCUGGGUCAUUUAAGUCAUGUUGAUGUUAACGCUUCUGGAAGACUGGCAGAUGUUUUUACUGUCAGCCGCAGACAACCUGCUGGGUUUGCGGUGGUCGGGACUACCUGCUGUUCCACUGCUGUGCAAGGUAUUGUUUGUCAAAGCUACUAGCCACAAAGACUGGCAGGAUUUGACAGGCUUUACUAAGUUAAGUAGACUGCUGGCCUGUGGAGGCUCUGACCUCUUCCUAGAAAUGUUACAUGCGUUGAGUACUGCUCAGUACUUGCGUCUGCUACAGUUGCUAAACCAAAUGAAACUGAGCAGUACCACUCAUCUGGUUUACAGUACUGAUUUUGCCUGCUUGUCUCUGGUGUGAUGAAGGCACACUCCAAAGUUAUGAAGAAAAGUGGUAUAGCAAAGGGCUCAGGCCUCCACUAGUCCAGACUGCUUAAACCUUCACCGCUGCAUAAUCAUGUCAUGGUGUGGCUCUAUUGUAGUCUAUGGAAUGAUUCGGCUUGCCAGUCCAUUCAUUGCCUAUGGAAUCUAACCUUGUAGGAGUUGAAAGAGGGUGGUGGAGCAAGCUUGCCUUCAGUACAGGUGUGAGUUUAGUGGAGCGGAGUUAAAGAAACUGCGUAAGCUGCUGGUGGACAUUUCAGCAGUCUUAUAAAGGUAGGGUGGCAUAUUUGUUCAGAACAUUUUUUUUUCAGCUGGUGUGUAGAAAACGUACUUUGUGGGAUCUCCUGUACUUACUAAAGAGUUGAUUUUUUUUCCUGACUCGGCGUGGAAAAUGCAAUAACUGGCGCUUUUUGUUUAUGUGGAAGAGAGCUGAUGCACAGCUGUAUCCAGGGACAGUGAGGCCUUUUCAGAGAGCUGCUCCCACUUUGUUUCUUCUCUUUAAUUUGUUUUAUUUUUAUUAUUUAGAUUUUUUGUACAGAAUACCUGCCUCAUUAGUAUGGUCUGGUGAGCCAGGUGUACAGUUGCAAAUCAAAUGCAAAAU